Messenger RNA from Miniopterus natalensis, 2264 nucleotides. RefSeq names its product mitochondrial E3 ubiquitin protein ligase 1 (gene MUL1). Gene Ontology annotation, biological process: protein ubiquitination; organelle organization. The record is from RefSeq and is a predicted model, not a curated record. Gene Ontology annotation, molecular function: ubiquitin-protein transferase activity. Lineage: Eukaryota; Metazoa; Chordata; Mammalia; Chiroptera; Miniopteridae. Gene Ontology annotation, cellular component: mitochondrion.
AUGGAGAACGGGGGGCGGCCCUCGCUGGGCCAGUUCAUCCUGCUGGGCACCAGCUCCGUCGUCACCGCGUGCCUGUACUCCGUGUACCGGCGGAAGGCCCAGGUCGCCCAAGAGCUCAAGGGAGCUAAAAGAAUCCACUUGGGUGAAGAUUUAAAGAAUAUCCUUUCCGAAGCUCCAGGAAAAUGUGUGCCUUAUGCUGUUAUUGAAGGAGCUGUUCGAUCUGUUAAAGAAACGCUUAACAGCCAGUUUGUGGAAAAUUGCAAGGGGGUGAUUCAGCGGCUGACACUUCAGGAGCACAAGAUGGUGUGGAACCGAACAACCCACCUUUGGAAUGACUAUUCAAAGAUCAUUCACCAGAGGACCAACACGGUGCCCUUUGACCUGGUGCCCCACGAGGACGGCGUGGGUGUGGCUGUGCGAGUGCUGAAGCCCCUGGACUCCCAGGAUCUGGGCCUGGAGACUGUGUACGAGAAGUUCCACCCCUCAAUCCAGUCCUUCACUGAUGCCAUCGGCCACUUCAUCAGUGGUGAGCGGCCCAAAGGCAUCCAGGAGACCGAGGAGAUGCUGAAGGUUGGGGCCACCCUCACAGGGGUGGGCGAACUGGUCCUGGACAACAACUCAAUCCGCCUGCAGCCUCCCAAGCAGGGCAUGCAGUACUAUCUGAGCAGCCAGGACUUCGACAGCCUGCUGCAGAGGCAGGAGUCGAGUGUCAGGCUCUGGAAGGUCCUGACGCUGGUGUUUGGCUUUGCCGCGUGUGCUGCUCUCUUCUUCAUCCUCAGAAAGCAGUAUCUGCAGUGGCAGGAGCGACUGCGCCUCAAGCAGAUGGAGAAGGAGUUCCGGGAGCGCGAGGCCCAGCUGCUGAGCCAAGCCGAGCCUGAGGACAGGGAGAGUCUGAAGAGCACCUGUGUCGUGUGUCUGAGCAACUUCAAGUCUUGCGUCUUUCUGGAGUGUGGGCACGUCUGUUCCUGCACUGAGUGCUACCGCGCUUUGCCAGAGCCCAAGCAGUGCCCCAUCUGCAGGCAGGAGAUCACCCGAGUGAUUCCCUUGUACAAUAGCUAACCGUCUGGAAGCCCCACAGUUACACAAGAGCGGAAGCUCCCCCUUUCAGGGGUUUUAUCUCGAGGCCUUAGAAGAGCAGUGGGGCGGGGUGGGGUGGGCAGCUGUUUUCUCUGCAUGUUACUGAGGGCAGGAGGUGGGGGAGCUGUCUGGACCUCACACCUCCAACAGUAGGAUGCUGCCUUUCCAACCGGAGAGGGGACCCUUUCUAGCGCACUGUGAGUCAGAGCCCCCCUUGGUGGGUGUGCUGGCAUGGCAUCCUUUCCUCAGAUCCUGAUGAGUGUGUGUGACUGAAACACCUCAUCACUUAAGCACCAAAGCCAAGAGCUUCAGCUCUUCUGCUCUUGUGUCUUCUGGUCCUUUCUGGUGACUUGUUGAUUCCUGUGGACUUGAGCCUUGAAUGACUCAGCCAGAGGGCAGGCAAGGUUGGGCUCUGAGCGUGGUGUAUGCCUCGCAGAGCUUCCUCUGGGGAGACUCUGUCCUAGUCUUUCUUCCUUUUGCUUAUACCCCAGGAAAAAAUCCAGCUGGACAUGUCACUUGUGUCCCUUUCCCCUUACCUGCUGCUUGCCUCCUAAGUGUGCACCUGUCUGUCAGGACAGAAGAAAGUGAAGUCCAGCAUUUGCUGUCUACCAAACAGGAUGGACUCUGAUCAGCAGAACAAAGAGUGGUCACCUGAAGGGACGGUGGGAAUGGUGGUCAACUCAGUGGUCCCAGCAGUGGUGAGGAUGGGCAGCUUGGCAGCAGCGCCCCUGGGGUCUCUGUUGCCUGAAAGGGGGCCACCAGAGCAUGCUCCCCACCCUGAUGGUCACUCUGGUUUUCGCUGCCUGAGGUGAGCUGCAAAGGGCUCACCUCCCACAGAAAGCAAUAAGGAUGCUGCUGCCCCAGCCUCUGGCUGUCUCAGCUUCUCUCCAAGGUUCUCUCCAGCCAGCAUCCUGAGCCUUUUUCAGGCUUCCCCUCCUGCGGCGAACAGUUGAGUACCAUGGGUGUAAUCACGUCGCCCCUUUUUUUGUUAUCCGUCACCCUUCACUGCCCCUCCUGAGUUUGAGUGGAAAAGAAGUGGUCAAAGGUCACUUACACACCUUUCUUACCUCCCUCCCUGGCUCUGAAUGUUCAUUCUCCUGAUCCUUUGUGCGGGGGAGGUGGGGUGCUCUCAGGGGGCUGACACCUAUGCAGUGUCCAGCGUGGGCAGCACAAAUUAAACAUGCUAC